This is a messenger RNA of Danio aesculapii, 3564 nucleotides long. RefSeq names its product dynein regulatory complex subunit 1 homolog (Chlamydomonas) (gene drc1). Gene Ontology annotation, cellular component: axoneme; axonemal dynein complex. Lineage: Eukaryota; Metazoa; Chordata; Actinopteri; Cypriniformes; Danionidae. Gene Ontology annotation, biological process: cilium-dependent cell motility; regulation of cilium movement; axonemal dynein complex assembly. The record is from RefSeq and is a predicted model, not a curated record.
UGUCUAACAUUAGCGCUUCUUAACGCAAGUAAAAAUGCACCAGACCGAACCUUUCGCAGCAGGAGAAGAGGCCGAAGAACCUGGACCAUCUGUUGAGUCUGACAAAAAAGAGGAAAGAAUUAUAGCCCGCCGCCUCCGUUUAGCAGCAAGAAAAGAGGCCAAAACCAGACAACAGCUCGGUGAAGAUGCCCAGGGAAAGGAGGACAUUAAAGAAGAAACACGGAAAAGUCAAAAGGAAGUGGAGCAAAGAGAAAGACGCAUGGCAAAAUUAAAAAGCGAUGGACUAGAGUUGGUGACCAACAUUCAAGUAGCGGCAGAUGCCAGAGAGUCUGACAGGAGAACAGAGCUAGAGGAGGCACAUCGACUGAGGAGAGAAAAGCUGGAGAACGAGGCCAAAUCCAGUCAGGAGAAGUUUGAGGAGAUCAAUCGCAAAUGGACGGAUGCUAAAAUGAAGCAGACUCCACUAGAUCUGAGAGAUGCUCUGAGCAGCCAGCAACAGCUCUGUGAGCAGAUCAUAGCGGACAAGAAUAAACUGAUCAGUGAGCUCCAGCAGGAGCUGAAGGCAAGCGAUGACCGCUAUGUGAAGGACCUGAAAAGACAGGCUAAAGACAUAGACCUGCUUGUCGAGAGGAUGGAAGAACAGAUCUCAACUUUAAAAAAGUCAUAUCGAGAAGACCUGCAUCAGAUUGAGAACUCAUUAGAUGAGGAGAGAAGAACGCUGUUAACUAAACACAAAAAGAAAUGGGAGCAUGAGAUGAAGGAUCGUAAUGAGAAAGAGCUGAUGAAUAUGAUGCAGAGUUUAAGUCUAAUGGAGGAGUAUGCAGACUUGCUGCAGAAGCUGAGGGUUCAGACAGCCGAAGAAUACAACAUAGACAAAAUCAGAAUGGACACAGAAGUACAGAAAUUAAGGAUGAAGGUGCAAGAGACGAAGUUCAACUGUCAUAUGAACGAGGAGAAACUUGAUUACAAAUAUGAGGUGCUAAAGAAAAAAGAGGAAGAGAAUGCCAUCAUUAAAUCCCAGCUGAAGAGGAAAAUUAUUAGAAUGCAAGAUGUUCUGAACAACCUGAAGUCUAAAUUGACCAAACAGGAGAAGCAGUCGAAAGCAGGAAACCAGUCUCUAAACAAUGACUAUACCCGCAUCAGUCAACAGUACAAAGACAUGCAGAAGAAAGCAAGACACUUUGCAGCGCUGGAUGCGGAGCGGCUUGAGAAGUUAUGGCUGAUGUGUGAAGAUGAGGCGAAGGCUCUGACACACAGAGCACUGGAGACAGACAGAGUCAUUCAUGAGCAGCAGCUGGGUCUGGAGUGGGCUUCUCCUCCACUGCCCUUCAUGGAGAGAUCCGGCCCAAUCCAGCAAAAGACAUUCAGGACGGCCACACAGGCUGCUGCAGACACACUGAAAGAGGAAGCAGGAGGAGGCUUAGAGGAGGACACUGGUGCUGCACUCAACAAUAGAACAGUGAAGAGCAUAUUACAGCUGCUGUGUGAUGAAAUGGGGUUUCUUGUUGAAAGUAAACUGCGGAUGCUGUUGUCCCCUCUGGAGAAGAAUGAACAGUCCCUUAUAAAGCUAGAUGCCAUUUUCUCUGCAAUCGGGAUUGAGAGUGAGAAGGAUGUGUAUAAAAUGGCAGAGUUCUUUAUGAAAUACCGACAACAUGAAAAUGAAUAUACAAAGGAUGAGACAGCCAAUGAGCAGGGAGAAUCAGCAGAAGAGCCGUCUGACCUCAUCCACCCUGAAGACCUGCUGGCGGCUCUCAGUUUUACAGCCCAGUUCUGCAGACAAGAUGUUCAGGCUUCGCAUAAGAGCAGUAUUUUGGGGUUGGAUAUGAGAGAUGACUCUGAGGAUGGAGCGUAUUGGGAAAGCAUUGCUAAUGUCAUGCCUGAGUCCAAACUCAAGCUCUGGGAGGCUCUAGAUUCAGCUCUCAACAAAUACCAUGCUGUACUGACUGAAAGGACUGAGCUUCUUGUGGAAACACAGAACAUACAACAGCAGAAUUCUGAGCUUAGACAGCUGCUGCAUCUUUACACAACCUCCAAGGGCCAGUGAAUGUUGAGCUGGAGUUGCAGACCACCAGAAUGAGACUGUUCUCAGUGUGAUGUACCCUAGAAAAAUAGAAUAAGUAAAAUGUAGCUAAUAUUUUUUAGAACAAUUAAAAGUUAAUUAUAAUGAAGAAACACACCAUCUUCAACAAGAGAAUCAGAAAAUAUUUAUUUAAAAACAUGUUAGAAGCAAAUAUAACAGAUUUAUCACUUGAAAACUCUGCACUACACUUUUCACUUUUCACAACUAAAUGGGGACCUUUCUUUAAAAAAAUAAAGGCAUGCACCAUCACCUUUGAUAUUCAUUAAACUAAGUGAAAUUAUUCAGAGAAUACAUUCAGUUAAAAUAUGUAUACGAGCAACUAGAAGCUCAUUAAUUUCUCACACUUUAAAGAUUCGUUCAUAUAAUAAUUAGCAUAAAGACAGAGUUGUAAUGCGUAUCAGUGAAAGGAUGUAUUCUCAGCACUGCAGUUUUUUUCAUUUCCACUUUUCAGCUUUUCCAAGCUUGGACUCUAGAGGGAGAUAUCUGAACAUAAAAACUGCAGUCCUGCAUGUGCAUAAUAUAUUUUAGAGAGUAAGCCCUCAUAAAUCAUUUCAAACAGGAAAUCUAAUAAAAAAAAAAAAAAGUCAAAUUUACUCACCAUUUAGUCACACUGAAGUUGUUCCAAACCUUUAUUCAUUUCUUCUUUCUGUUAAACACAAAAGAAGAUAUUUUGAAUAAUGCUGGUAACUGGUUGGCAACCACUGACAUACAUUUUAGGAAAAUUAUACUAUGUAAGACAAAUGGUUACUAGUUUCCAACAUCUUUCAAAAUAUGUUCAUUUUGUAUCCAACAGAAGAAAGCAACUCAGGUAGCUUUGCAACAUGUGGAAUGGACAUUUGGUGUGAACUACCCUCUUAAAGCUUUUUUUAACACAUAAAAUUUGGAAAUAUUUGUAUUAAACGUUGAUAAGCAAGACGCUCUUAUGAGAAUUUUUUUCUAAGAUAAAGGCUGUUAAAUGAUUAAGCAAUGUGUGUGAUAUAAUUAUUUUUUAAUUAUUUAUUUACUUGUUUAUUUAUUAAUUGCAGCGACACUGUGGCUCCGUGGUUAGCACUGUCCCCUUACAGCAAGAAUGUCAUUGGUUCGAGUCCUGACUGGGUCAGUUGGCAUUUUUGUGUGGAGUUUGCAUGUUCUCGCUAUGUUAGCAUGGGUUUCCUCCGGGUUCUAAUUUAAGAAAUUACCACUCCAAGCUGCUGUUGUUUAGCAUAUAUGUCUUAAUCAUCUUUUAUUAUGGGGUAAUGCAGAUUAAAAAAAGAAAGUAAGAGUUGGUUUCAAAUGAAAGUCUUAUCCCAGUUUUAUCUAACGUCUGUCUGCAGCGUUUUAUCCACAGGUUUAAUCAGGUGCCACAACUUGUUGUUUCCACUAUUCAUCCCUAGAGGGAGACAUUUCAACAUUAAUUGAUGUAAAGGGCAAAUAAGUUCUUUGAGGUGCUGUCUGUAUCAUACAUCAUUGUGUGACGGCUGGUUUUACUUUAUUCCUAGCAGUGU